AGAAGUGUUUUACCACGCUCUGUUGUUAUGUCAGCGUGUUGCCUUCAUACAACCAGUUAGACGUUUCUAAAAAGAGAUACAGUUUUUGAAUCAGUUCAGUAAGUACCUGUAAUAUUAUCAUCCUCAUAUUCGUGACUGAGUUUUGAAGCGAGCAGGAAUGUCUGUAGUAGUUUAUCAUCUGAACUGAGAUCUGCUGCUGUGAAGAUGGAGUUUGUGAAAGAGGAGAGAGAAGAGAACACGAGUGAACCAGAAACCUUCACAACAAAACAAGAGGAAACAGAAACCUGGAGAAUAAAACAAGAAGAACCAGAAACCUGGAGAAUAAAACACGAGGAACCAGAAACCAGCACAAUAAAACAAGAGGAACCAGAAACUUUGAGAAUAGAACAUGAGGAAACAGAAAUAAAACACAAGGAACCAGAAACCUGCACAAUAAAACAAGAGGAACCAGAAACUUUGAGAAUAGAACACGAGGAAACAGAAAUAAAACACGAGGAAACAGAAACUUUGAGAAUAGAACACGAGGAAACAGAAAUAAAACACGAGGAACCAGAAACUUUGAGAAUAAAAUAUGAGGAACAAGGAGGGUUCAUUGAAGAAAAAGAGGAAAAUGAAGAAUCAAGUGAAGUUGAGAAAAAUCGUGUCAAAACUGGUGAAAAACCUUGGAGUUGCUCUCAAACCAAACAGAAAGAUUUAAAGAAAAAAAUAGUUAAGAAAUCUUUCACCUGCACUCAGUGUGAAAAGAGUUUCACACGUAAAUCAAAUCUCAAGUGUCACAUGAACAUCCACACUGGAGAGAAGCAGCACGCAUGUGAUCAAUGUGGUAAAAUGUUUUUAUUGGCUUCACUUCUGAAGAAACACUUAAAAGUUCAUGCAAAGGAGAAACCACAUCUAUGUAAUUUGUGUGGUAAGAGUUUUUUGCAUUUACAAAGUUUGAAAGUACAUCAGAAAAUACAUAAUGGUGUGAGAGAGUACAUGUGCUUUGGGUGUGAAAAGACUUUUAGUUCAGAGAGCAGUUUAAAACUGCAUGAGAGGAUCCACACUGGAGAGAAACUUCAUAAGUGUUCACACUGUGACAAGAGAUUCAAUCGUUCAGCAAAUCUGAAAACACAUGAGAGGAUCCACACUGGAGAGAAACCUUUUAAGUGUUCAGGCUGUGACGAGAGAUUCAGUCGUUUGGCAUAUCUGAAAAAACACGAGAGGAUCCACACUGGAGAGAAACCUUAUAAGUGUUCACACUGUGAUGAGAGAUUCAGUCAGUCAGUAGAUCUGAAAAAACAUAAGAGGAUCCACACUGGAGAGAAACUUUAUAAGUGUUCACACUGUGUCAAGAGAUUCAGUGUUUCAUCGAGUCUGAAAAAACAUGAGAGGAUCCACACUGGAGAGAAACCUUAUAAGUGUUCACACUGUGUCAAGAAAUUCAGUCGUUUAACAAAUCUGAAAACACACGAGAGGAUUCACACUGGAGAGAAACCUUAUAAGUGUUCACACUGUGACAAGAGAUUCAGUCUGUUAAGACACCUGAAAACACAUGAGAGGAUUCACACUGGAGAGAAACCUUUUAAGUGUUCACACUGUGUCAAGAGAUUCAGUAGUUCAUCAACUCUGAAAACACAUGAGAGGAUCCACACUGGAGAGAAACCUUAUAAGUGUUCACACUGUGUCAAGAGAUUCAGUAGUUCAUCAACUCUGAAAACGCAUAAGAGGAUCCACACUGGAGAGAAGCCUUGUAAGUGUUCACAAUGUGACAAGAGAUUCAGUGUGUCAUCGAGUCUGAAAACACAUGAGAGGAUCCACACUGGAGAGAAACCUUAUAAGUGUUCACACUGUGACAAGAGAUUCAGUAAUUCAUCAAGUCUGAAAAGACAUGAGGUCAUCCACAGUGGAGAGAGACCUUACAAGUGUUCACACUGUGACAAGAGAUUCAGUGAUUUAUCAAGUCUGAAAAAACACGAGAGGCUUCACACUGGAGAGAAACCUUAUAAGUGUUCAUACUGUGAGAAGAGAUUCAGUCAGUCAGUAGAUAUGAAAAAACAUGAGAGGAUUCACACUGGAGAGAAACCUUACAAGUGUUCACAUUGUGACAAGAGAUUCAGUGUGUCAUCAAGUCUGAAAAAACAUGAGAGGAUUCACACUGGAGAGAAAGCACAUCACUGCAAUGCACAUGGGAAGCAUUCCAUUAAGUCAUCUGUUAUACUCAGUCAUACAAAAAACAAUCACAGCAAGGCCCCGUACACGCGGAGACACAUUUAGUUGUAUAUGUAAAUAUUUUGUAUGGUGUUACGUACGCCACGCUUCGUAAUUUUUGUCUGUGCGUAUAUGUUGCUGCAUAUGCUUGUCGUGUAUGUCUGUGUAUUUUAUUUGUUUCAGGUGUGAAGCUCGAUUGGAGAGUCCACCUGUCAAUCAACUGACGUAGGAUGCUGACGUCUGGGAUCGUGCCACCAAUCACCUGUCGCCGGGUAGUUUAUGAAUGGCUCUAACUUCAAUGGCUGGGGUGGAGACCGACUGGUUUGGGAAAAGAGUUUGCACACUCUGUGAAGACGGUUCUCUUGUUCGAGAGACCAGUUAGAGCGACUGAUCAUUGUUUGGGGCUCGCUGCUUUUGUGAUCUUGCAGUUAGAUGAGUUCUCUUUGUUUCUAUUCUGACCUGGCAGCUGAAGCAUCCCAGAACGGCUGGAAGACUACCAUGUUUCCAGUAGAGGUGGGAUGCAGGGGAUUUGUUGCAACAUCUACUACCAGUUUCCUAAAAAAAAUAGGGGUGAAGGGUCGCUCUCUCCAACAGGCCAUCACGUCCAUAUCAAGUCCUUCUGAAAAAAACAGUAACUGGCUCUGGAUCAAGCGCAAGGAUCCUUCUGGGCAGUAAGGUAGAGACAGAUGGUAUGCAGUCAGGCUUAGGCCCGACUCAGGGAGAAGGACGCCCCUGCCAUGCAGAGACCACGGACAUAGAGGGUAUGGCAUGGAGGGUACACUGUUGAGCCUUCUGGAUAUGUUGUGGGCUUAAAUCAAUGAAACGUAGAUGAAGCAGGGUUCCCACCUGAUGACCCCAAUGACAUACCUUACCCUCCCUUUGUUUUUUUUGUUUUUGUUUUUUUGUUUUUUACCACUCAACACCGAUUGCUACUAUCAAGAGUUUUCUUCUAAAGGGAUUGAAACAUCUAGUUCUAUUAGCUUUACUUGUGCUGGAAUGUGUUUUGUGUUGCCCUUGGUAACUUACUUGUUUGCAGUGCCUGCUUAAUGUUUGUUGCUGUCAUGAAAUCUUCAUCUCAGUCCAUCGUUCAACAUUGUGUAGACUGACGGGAGAGGUUGUGAGUCAAGUAAGCAGGUCGUGACAUACAUUUGGACACGUAGUUUACUGAGAUGUAUUAGAUGCACUAGUGUUAGGAGUGGUGCUAAUUAUGUAUGUUUUUGUUUUUAGUAAGUAUAGUUUAGUCAUAGCGUCUUGUACGCUGAAGAUGUUUCUUUCUACCUUUUUUGUUGAUAGUUUAGUUCUUUAACUUAAGUUAAAGGGGCUUUUUGUUAUAUUCAGUUUUUUUUAUUUAAGCACCACUCUCUUGCUCCUUCCUCUUCCCCAGAUCUGUCUGUUGUACUAAUUGUAAAUAUUCAUUACUUUAUUAUUCUCCAUUAUUAUUUUUUUUUCUUUGGUACUACUUCACUUUAUUGCAGUUGAAAAAUUAAAAUCUUUCAACUUA
This is a messenger RNA of Carassius gibelio (silver crucian carp), 3688 nucleotides long. RefSeq names its product zinc finger protein 883-like. The transcript is spliced from 2 exons. Lineage: Eukaryota; Metazoa; Chordata; Actinopteri; Cypriniformes; Cyprinidae. Bases 205 to 2253 code for a protein of 682 amino acids. Gene Ontology annotation, biological process: regulation of transcription by RNA polymerase II. Gene Ontology annotation, molecular function: DNA-binding transcription factor activity; RNA polymerase II cis-regulatory region sequence-specific DNA binding. The record is from RefSeq and is a predicted model, not a curated record.